UCAUUCUCUUCGUGUGUGAUGGCUAAGUUGUCUUGGGAUCUGCCUCCGGGGUUCAAGUUCAGUCCGACUGACGUGCAAAUCAUCGACUACUACUUGAGGUCAAAGAUCACUGGGAAUGAUAAAAACCUUUAUAUUACCACUGGGAAUGAUGAAAAGCUUUACUUUAUUCCUGAAAUUCAGUUCUCAAAACUCGAGCCCGGGGAUAUGGCAGGUUUAUCCGGCAUAGAGACAACGGAUAGAGAAUGGUUCUUCUUCUCGUCGCCGGAACUGAAGCAUCCGAAUGGGAAACAGUUUAACAGGAGUACCGAUGCUGGGUUCUGGAAAGUGUCCGGUUAUGAUCAUGAAAUCCGGUCCGGAGCGAGCUUGAUUGGAAAAAAAACGUAUCUGGUUUUCUAUAAGAGGGGUACUGCGGCUUCUAAAUGGGAAAAAACCAAUUGGAAAAGGCAUGAGUACCGCACAACCCUGAAGGAGCUUGAUGGCACCAAACCCGGACAGAAAGCCUUUGUCCUCAGUCGUUUAUUCUAUAAACCUGAGCAAAACUCCAGCAAAGCUAUUCAUCCAAAAAAAAAAAACUCCAGCAAAGCUGGACCUGCCAAGUCUAAAUUAGCACUGGAAGAGCAAGCUGAAGAUCAUCCAACAUCUAAUGAAUCUCUUCAUUUUGAAAUUUCUGAUGGAAUGACAUAUGGCACUUCAGAAUCUCCAGACAAGGGCUGCAAAGCUCGAAAGCGAAAGUGCUCUAGCAAAGCUGGACCUGCCAAGUCUAAACGAACUGCGACUUCAGUAUCUCCAGCACUGGAAAAGCAAGCUGAAGAUCAUACAACAACUAACGAAUUUCUUCAUUCUGAAAAUUCGGACACUAUAGCAAGUGUUGAGUGUAGUGACAGCAAUUCUUAUGCUUACGCUUCAGAGAAUCAAGUGGCAGAAAUGGCAACUGUGAUAGAUAAUGAGGUUGAUCUGCAAUCGGAGACCAACCCUUUGACCCCCAUAACUUCACUCCCAAAUACACCUGCCGUUUCAUCUCCUAGCACAGCUAGAUCUUCUCUUGAAAAAGCAGAGUCUGAGCUAGCACUACGGGCUUCAGUAUCUCCAGCAUUAGGAGAGGAAGGUGACAAUCUUGUCACAAGAUAUUAUCCUAUAAAAACUUUUAAUGGAACGACAUCAAACACUAUAGCAUUCACUGAGUAUAACCAGAUUGGUGAUAAUGCCUACGCUACAAAAAAUCAAGCUGCCCAAGUAACAGCUGAUGAUCAGGUGGUAGACUCAAAUAUGGCCUGUGUCCUACCAGACCUACUAGAUUUAGAUUGGAGGAGCUUUCUCUCUACAUUACCAGCAUCAGGAGAGGAAGCUGACAAUCAUGUCACAAGAUAUUAUCCUACAAAAGCUUUUGAUGGAACGACAUCAAACGCUAUAGCAUUCCCUGAGUGUAACCACAUUAGUGACAAUGCCUACACUACAAAAAAUCACACUGCCCAAGUAACAGCUGGUGAGGUUGAUCUGCAACUGGAGGAAGAACUAGAAAUGCUCUCUGUCCUGAUGCAAGAUCCACUAGGUUGCAACCCUUUGACCCCCUUAACUUCACUCCCCAAUACACCUGUCGUUUCAUCUCCUAACACAGCUAAAUCUUCUCCUGAAGAUGCAGGGUCUGACAAAAGACAGGCUUCAGUAUCUCCAGCACCAGGAGAGGAAGCUGACAAUCAGGUCACAAGAGAUUAUCCUACAAAAAAAGCUUUUGAUGGAACGACAUCAAGCGCUAUAGCAUUCACUGAGUGUAACCACAUUAGUGACAAUGCCAACACUACAAAAAAUCAAGCUGCCCAAGUAACAGCUGGUGAUCAGGUGGUAGACUCAAAUAUGUCCUGUGUCCCACCAGAGCUACUAGAUUUAUAUUGGAGCUUGCUCUCUCACAACCUUGAUGGCGAGGUGCCUUUUCAACAUGGCACGAAUGAUCUAGCCGAUUAUAUCCCUGAAUUAUUGGGUUUAAUACCUAAUUAUCCAGAUGAAUUCCUUCAUAAUGAUCCUAGCAGUCAAAAGAAUCUUGCUUUUGACCGUGAGACAAUGGAAAACAUGGAAUCUGUUAAGGACGACGGAUCACACAGUGCACCAAGUGCAAAAAUGCUCAAUGCACUGUUUGAUCCAACGGUUCAAGAUUCUAUGUGGUCUCAAUAGAUCAAUAGAGAAGGAUUCAUCUGGGGUUGUUAAGGAGGUUCUUCAGUCAGAUCUAGACUCUGAUUGAAGGAGGUCGAUCUAAACCCCAAAAUCUUGAAAACACCAAAAAUUUACAAAAAAAAUUAUUUCCCAACGAGUUAUCUAAACCUAAUCCAAUUCCAGUUCCAGUUCCAAUUUCAAUUCUAAUUCCAGUUCCAGUUCCUAUUCCAAUUCCAGUUCCAAUUUCACCAAAAUUCCAAGGAAAAUCCCCUUUGGAGAUUGUCCAAAAAUAUUCCCCUGGGUAGCAUUUCCCUCCAAUCGAUUUCAAGAAAACUCCAAAAAAAAAAAAAGGAAGAAAAAAAAAGUGAAGAUAUAAAUCUACUGCCUCAAGCCUAAACCCCAAGAGCCCAAACUUUUUAAUCAAGCUGUAGAGUCUAUGACUCAACAGACACCCGAACAGUCCCAUGCCAGCAGGUAAAAAAUCCCAAGGUAUAAACCUAUUUGAAAUCAAUCCUAUUCAUUGAUUCCAAUUAGUUAUUCCUUUCCAGUCUAAGAAUCCCAAAUGUUCCUCCUAAUCCUUUUUCAGUUAACUCAAUUAGAGUUCAAGGUCUCAAGUAGGCCAGUCUUCUCAAAUGUUUACUCAACCAAGAAAAUCAUUUUACUUGGAAAAACCCCAUUUGUGUUUACUGUUUCUACAAUUGAGCCACAACUCUCCCAAGAAAUCAUCCCACUUGCCAUUUCUGCAAAUACUCUCCCUCCAAAGUGGCAUUCAAGUGAUGCCAACAAAUCAUCCCACUUCCCAUCUGUACAAAAACUCUCUCCAAAGUGGCAUUCGAGUGAUGCCAACAGAAUUUGAUCUUUGGCCUAUGGCCACCUUACUUUCUUCAGAUAUGAUUGGUCUGUUUAUUGGUAUCUUCUACCGACGCCCGCACGACGGUGGUUAAAUACCGACCCCUCAGGUUGGUACCACUGGAAGAUUAUCAAGCUUCACAGGUUUUCAAAUUUGAAGAUUAUGUUUAGUGAAUGGAUAUUUGGCCUAUGACCACUUUACUUUUAUCCAAAUGUGAUUGGUCAGUUUAUCGGCAUCUUCUACCGACGACUGCCCGGGAAGUACUAGGGGGUUAGUACUUAACCCUAACUUAGCUUUCCAAAUCCCCUACUUGAAACUUGUAUCAAGAAUUUGAAGUGUAUUUUAAAAUUUGUAUUUCAAAUUUGUUUAAUUUUUCAAGUAUGUAAUGAAGAACUCAAGUAUCCAAAUUCGCUUUGAUAUAUGUAAUUUUAUGUUUAUAUA
This is a messenger RNA of Alnus glutinosa, 3436 nucleotides long. RefSeq lists its product as uncharacterized. The transcript has 8 exons. Lineage: Eukaryota; Viridiplantae; Streptophyta; Magnoliopsida; Fagales; Betulaceae. Gene Ontology annotation, biological process: regulation of DNA-templated transcription. Gene Ontology annotation, molecular function: DNA binding. Bases 19 to 2166 code for a protein of 715 amino acids. The record is from RefSeq and is a predicted model, not a curated record.